Molecule: messenger RNA, 606 nt
Organism: Vavraia culicis subsp. floridensis
Lineage: Eukaryota; Fungi; Microsporidia; Pleistophoridae
Exons: 1
Coding region: 1-606 (201 amino acids)
Source: RefSeq, a predicted model, not a curated record
AUGAAACUAGUAUGCACAUCCCUGCGUGAGCAUGGAUUUUCUGCCCAACAACAUCAGGUUAUUUUUGUGUCUAGGACCGCUGCCUCUUCGUGUUGCUCAUCGUAUAAACCUGAAACCAAACAUGAUGCUGUAACUUCUAUUGAUGCUUUGAUCAACUAUCCCGAACUGCAUCAGAUUUUCACAUUUUUUUAUCAACGACGAUAUUUGUGGUCGGUUAGAACAUUUAUAGAUUACUACUCACCAAAAGAGUCAUGUGAUACUUUUGAGACAGCAAUAUGUUCUUACAAGAUAUACCCAAGAAAGUGUCUAUAUCGUACACUCUCUAAACGACUCUCGUGUAGCAUCCUGUACAGCCGAUACUUCUGCUCCCAUUUUUGCGAUCAGCCCAGCUCGUUAUCUUUUACUGGUUUACUUUCGAUGCCAAUGGUGUUUAGGCAGCGUCGUUUCGUAGUCAUGAAACAAGACAGGCUGCCAAAUUCUUUAUCUACUAACCAUGAGAGUGUAUCAGAGUCAAAUAUCUUGUUUCUGAAACUGGUUUUUGUGUGUCAUCACAUCUCUUUUCAAAGACGAUGUUGCAUAGCAGAAAAAUCAAUUACCUCAAUGUGA